CAAGUUUGCUUUGGCUGAAACAGCCACCACGCCCCCAAAGCGCCACCAGCAACGCCGCACCAAUAAUACUUGAUUGUGGGGGUUAAAAGAGCAUCUAGCGUAGACUUUUCAAAGCUCAGCUUUAUCGUAGUUGUAUUCUAUUUUGCCGUUCUGUGCAUGUUCUAGCGGAAGAUCGAAGUCUUGGUGGCUAAUGUGCUUAUCCUGCACAUCGAAGCGUAUACUUCUGCUUACCCCCGCGUUCGGGGAACCCCCAUUCAUUUUCAAGGGUAUAAACCUUGAAUAAUACUCCAUUCCCCCAGUGGCAGUGCAUAUGUCUAUCUCACUCGCUCCGUGCCAUAGUGACCCUGAUAGCUGCAUAUUCGGCACUGAGUACGCGUGGAAACAGAGAGAUCUACUGAUUGGGGAUGCGGUCUAUGAUUGGCUCGGACAUAUUUCGAUUCUUCUAGUUAAAAUGUCCCCGAUUCGCACUUCCCACUGCUUCGCACCUGUUUUCCAUCUGAGGAAACGACAAACAUGAGCCUGGCUUUCGUUUAUGUGAAUAUAUUUCUUCUGAUUUGCAUGCAUUACCUGGAGCCUAUCGCCCGUACCCUCCCAAUGAACGGACAUGCCUCGGCGUUGAUUGUGAUCCUGUUGUGCCAAAGUGUACAUCGUCAGCCGAGUCGAAAUGUCUCCCACUACUUUUCUUCUACAAGGGAAUACGAUCGCUCGUCUCCAAGUUCCGCUUCUUUCGAUAUCGACUGAGGCUCAAUCGUAUCCGGCGGGCCUACAAUUAUGAUGCUAAUGUGUCUUUUGUUUCUCUACCUCUACCUCGCCCCAUUUUCCCAUUUUUGGGGGUUCAUCAACAGGCGUGGUCUCACUGCCAUGGUGGUCAUGGCACCUGUUUAUGCUGUACCCGUGACGAAUGAGGGAUUCGGCAAACUAAACCAUGUGCAAGCCACGAUGGACGACACGAUGACGUGUACUUGUUUUCUGGCGAUUCGUACUGAGCCAUCUGAGAUGGGGAGAAAAGGCUUAAUCUUUGAAUACUGCUUUGGCUACUAUCAUUUUAUACGCCUUCCCAACUCUGUUGAGGCAGGGAAAGCAAUCUACUCGCCGGUACGGCCUCUUUUGUUUGUGGUUAAUCUUACCGUAGCGUCACGACGGUUAUUUCAUUGUAACAACUAGCCAUGCAAUCCCGCAACCUAUUGGCCGCUAGCGCAGCGGUGGCUAGCGCUAAAGCUUGGACGAUGGGAAAGGUGGCUUGGCUGGGCCGGGGCGUCAGUGGCAUACUCGAUCCAGAUGCCGUUCCCGCUACUUAAUAGAUGAGCUGAAGUUGGAAGAGGCCUGGAAGGGGUAAAGUCGGCAAGUUAUCGGCUCGUAUACGCAUAAAUGGGCUGACAUUGUCAGUCACUGGUGACUAUUCGUAUGCCCGCCCCUGCUUUGGGAUCUCUGCAGCGAGGUAAUUUAGGGGUCCAAUAUUGAGAAACUCGCCCCAUUCAGGUAAUCGUUUCGGCAGGCAGAAGCUGAGGCUAACAUGCUCAACUAACUUUCGCGGGGCGCUCAUGCAACGAGCAGCGCCUCAUUGGGUCGUCACAAGGGUCCCUUCUUCAGCCCCCACGCCCUAGCGUUCUUUCUGGAAAACAAGACAAAAGAAGGUUUGCAUUUGUUGGCUCUGUGGGAAUAAUCCUUCGAGCUGCGCGAUGAAAAGCAUUGCCGGAAUUGGUAACUGUUGCGGCUGCUGAUCAUUUGCAAGCGGCCGAGUAGGAUUACAAAAAUCCUGCGAUCGACUUACCAAGAUUCUAUAUGCCUGUUCUAUACAUCCCGUUUUGCAUGGUCUAUGCUUCGCUCGGCCACCGAAAAAAAAAACAACCUCUCAAGGUGUUUGUACCCGUGUACCGGCAUACUGUAUUCAGCCACAGCUGAAGCUGGGCUGCCGCCGGCUAACGAACAACUAUCAUCACCAGAUGCACGAAUCAGAACUUUUGUAGUAACAGUCGCAUGAAUUCACUUGGCAGGAAUAGGACGCCACCAUGAUGAUGACCGUACUAAACAAGCAGUUGGACGUCUAACGAUGUCAACAGAGAAAGACUUUAGCCGGCAGCGUGCCCCCAAAGCAAAAUCGAUAUAGCCGCUGCAAGUUAAUCAAGUAAUAAACUGUUAAAAAAUGAAAUUGAAGUGCAAACAAGCCGCCACAUUAGAGCGCAUUAGGGCUUUGUUUGCUGCAGAACUUGCUCAGGCAGGCCCGCGCAUUCCGUUUACUGAAAACGCGGUCAAGACUACAAUGUACCAAAUUUGCAAUUUGUCACCACGAGUACUGCCUGUAGUGCUGACAAGGAGAGAAUAUUGUAAUGGAGGACUCAUUUGUCUAGUGGUAUGGUAUGAAUAUGCCAGCCGAUGAUGAGAAGCUUUACGAAACCGACAAGGCAGAUGAGAUGGCCAAGACCCUGUAACCCAGUGUCAUAACUUCAAUAAUGCGCUAGAUCUGUUUCUGUUUUGCGAGCUCAACAACCCAAAGUCCUAUACGUACUGCCUUUACUGUAACUCCGUUUCAUACCAGGUGCUCUCGGGGGCCGAAGUUGCGGCAUCCGAUUAGAUGUAGACCGGACUAUACACAACGGUAGCGUACUGGUAACACAUUGGUAGAAUAAUUGUAUAUAGUUUUAAGUAUUCGAUACCAGAGACAAGACAAAGUAUCCCAAGAACCAAAGAAACAAGGCCUUUCAAUCUUAAACAUCAAAUUUUAAUAAGUAACGAAAAUGGCCAUCAAAGACACCAACAACACACAGCAAAUAGAAGAGGUCAAGGAGCUUCUCCGGACACUAGAUGCGCAAUUGCGCCAGGUUUCCAAAACACUACAAUCCGAAGCUCUCCAAGAUGUUCUCAACAACUCCCUCCACAGCACUGAGAAGCUACCAGCUGCAGAGUUGGUGACUGUUGCAAAGGAUGUGGUCGACUCAAUGGACUCCCUCCAGCUCCAGUUGGUGCCUUCCGUCAUGUUACUCGCUGACGGAUUCUUUGGAUACCUCCACAGCAAAUCCAUGGCGACACUAGUCUCAUACAAAGUUCCCGACAUCCUCAAAGAACACGGACCUUUACCAUGCUCAGAGAUUGGCCCGUUAGUCGGAGCGCAACCGGAAAGAAUUGCUCAACUGAUGGACAUGGUCGUCAACAACGGCAUCUUUACGUACGACGAGGCCGCUGGAAAAUACUCCAACAACAGAUGCUCACUUCUUUUGUGUCGCGAUCACUGGACGCAAUGGCACCUCUGGGCAGAUCUCUACCCGAACCAGUUCUUCAAUAUGAGCCGGUCUAUCCCUGCGGCGAUUGCCGAAGGCGAAAAGAAGAACGCGGCCCAGAUCGACUACGGAACAGACCUAUCCAUCUUCGACUAUCUAGCGCAGCAGGGCGAGAUUGCCAUCUUCCAUCGCACGCUCGGUGCUGGAGCCAAGGCCAUGGCCGGCGGCAUCGCAGUCGAUUAUCCGUGGAAGGAGCUUGGUGAUGCCGAGAUUGUAGAUCUUGGAGGGGGCUCGGGCGACUUUCUGGCCGAGGUGCUGCGUGCCAACCCGUCCCUCCGUGGAUCGCUCGUGGAUCUCCAACAUGUUAUUGAUCUCGUUACCAAGAGUGUAAGGGAGCCUGAGGGCUCGCUGAUAGAUGUGUCGCCUCGUAUAGUCAAUUUGUACGUUGGUGACUUCUUUGGUGAUAUCCUCCCCGCCUCUGUUUAUACGAUGAAGUGGUGCCUCCACAACUGGAUGGACGACGAUGUCGUGCGCAUUCUGAACAACGCACGCGCCAAGCUUGUCCCAUCGCCUCUUUCCCGUUUUAUUGUAUUUGAGUCUGUCAAGAAGCCUGGUCGCAGCACCAGAUUGCCUCGCUAUGGUGAUCUGGUGAUGAUGAUGACGUGCAAUGGCAAAGAAAGAUCGCUGCAGGACUGGGAAAGAUUGGCACAGCUGUCCGGAUGGCGCUUGAACAGAGUCCUACCUAUUCGCAACGCCUGGGUUUCUGCCAUUGAGAUGCUUCCUCAGUAGAUAGAUAUAUGAACAUGCAGUGUAUAUCAUGAGAUGGUUGCCUAUUUGUGUAUUGGAUACUUGGUGAUGCUGUAGCUUUAGCAAUGAAAUAGAGGAGUACUUGAAUAUCAUCUUUAUGUGUCUUGGCUUAGCAGAGAUCUACAACUGUGUGUUCAAUAUUAUAGCACUUGGAGCUGUCCUCCUAUGUACAACUUAGACAAAUAUAUGCGAAUGAAGCUUGAGUGGAGUAUAUUGAUCAAAAACACACGUCUAAUGCAGAUUUAACUUAUUUAAUAUACCUGCCUUCUCUUCAUAACAAUCUAGCAUUUUAUAUCACCAUCCCAGAGAUAUAUUACUCGCUCCCUUCUAUAAUAGGUUUGCAGCAAAUGCGCACCUGAGGUAGCCCAACCCAACUCUCGUCCUGGAGACCAAAGCUGCUGUUGUCCUUGUUGGACUCAUGGAGAGAAAUCUCACAUCUUCCUAGCAAUUCGCCGAGGAGCGCUCGUACAAGUCGGUCGCUCAGGUAUUUGCCGAGGCAUUGUCUCGGGCCAAAGCCGAAGCGCCAGAAAUGAUAGCGGUACUGUUGAUUUCUGUUAGUGGCCUGUUAAUAUCAUUUCGUUCUAUGAGAAGCUUCUCACCUGCUGGGACUGCAUAUUGGAAAAGCGGCGAGGAUUAUACGAUGUGCCGUCUACCCAGUAGGGAUUGUCGACAUUGAUGGCGUGAGUGUCUACGAUUACAUCGACCUGAUUUAAUACAGAUUUAGCAAAUAGUACCAGACUGUUAGUAGCAUGGACAGCACUUACACCUCGUGGAAUAGCUACGCCUCCAACAAUCUUGUCCACCGUAGCUGCCUCUGGGUUCGAAAACGCUAGAAGAGUUUUAGCAUAUUCUUGUUUCCUAAGGAAUAUAGACAAAGAAGUUUUCUUACGCAGAAUGGGAUGCAGUCGAGACGCCUCCAAAACACAGCCGGCAAGAAGUGUAUUGGGAUUAUUGAUGUAUUCGUCCCAUUGAUCUCUGUGUUGGGCAAUCUCCUGCCGGACAUCUUGCUGGAUACCGGGAUGCUGGGCAAUGAGCACGUGUGUCCAAGACACUGCGCUAGUGGUGACGUCUAGAUUGGCAAAUAAAACUUCAUCCAGUGUUUGUAAACACUUGUUACACUUGGUUAGUUAUUCCUUAACGUGUAAAGACAAUAUAGACAUACCUCUUGUUCUGACAUGCCAUUGUCAUUUACAACUUUUCCCCAGAGCUCUUCCACCAUGGCAUUCUUGUCCAAUGCACGCGAGCUUUCAUAAGCGUCAACAACGAAUGCUCGCCACGAAGCUUGGUACUUGCAGAGCAUGCGAUAUGCUUUGGUCUGCAGCAACGGAGCAAGUCUAGUCCUGUUGAUUCCGCCCUUGAUGCCGAGUCGAAAGAGCUCUUCACGUUCCGGGACCAACCCAAUGAGCGUCUUUUCUUGUUUCUCCGACAGCAGGCCAAAUAGAAUCUCGGCAACCGUGAUGAAGGGAUAAAGUUUCAAACCGUCGACGACGUCAAACUGAAUCACCGUGUCAACAUUGUUGGGCUGAGAUUGUAGGAGUCGAUCUACAUAUUCCCUAGCAUGAUUUAUGGCCACAGGUGUAUAGGACUGGGCGAGUGUGGGUGUGAACAGGUGGCUCCAAUGCGUUCUUACGCGCUGCCAUCGCUCUUGGCUCACAAGGCCCAAGCAGGAACCGAGGAGUUCGCCAACUAGCCACCCGCUGUUGUUAUUGACGGCCUUGAUAUGCUUGUCUGAAUCUCGGUAAAAGUCUCGGAGGUGUUCCGGUUUUGUCAGGACACUA
Messenger RNA from [Torrubiella] hemipterigena, 5800 nucleotides. The record is from the annotation of a GenBank genome assembly. Lineage: Eukaryota; Fungi; Ascomycota; Sordariomycetes; Hypocreales; Clavicipitaceae.